AUGUCCGCCUGUGUCUGCUCGGGCAUUACUAGAUGGACUGGGACGGUGGGGCGGUACGAAGUCUGGGUGAGAUGCAAAUUUUGUGGUUCUUGGUCGCCGCCAGGGAUGGGGGCUGCCCAAUUUAAGCUCCAUAACUCAGACCGCAGCGUGAAAGAAAUUAGUUCAGACGAGGGAGUGGCUCCUCUUUCUUAUCCAACGUAAGAAUCACAGAUUUGA
Messenger RNA from Drosophila rhopaloa, 216 nucleotides. RefSeq lists its product as uncharacterized. The record is from RefSeq and is a predicted model, not a curated record. NCBI's taxonomy places the organism in Eukaryota, Metazoa, Arthropoda, Insecta, Diptera, Drosophilidae.